AUGGCGGGCGACACCAUUGAUGAGCUUGAAGAGGCCCCUAGAGAGCUUGACGAAGGCGUGGAGAUGCAGCACCGGAGCUCUGAUCAGGGAAAGAAAUGGGAGGGGGACGAUGUCCAAGUGGAAGGAAAUGAGGUCCACGUUGAUAAGGAUGGCGAACAACGAAGGGUGGGAGAUGAUGAUAUACCAGAUAAUUACAUGGAAGACCUCUGUGUGAAUAUCAAGGUAGGAGAUAGAUGUCAAGUUGAACCAGGGGAUAAAAGAGGUGUUGUUAAAUUUGUUGGCCGAGCAGAAUCUUUGGCUCCUGGUUUCUGGGUUGGAGUUCAAUAUGAUGAACCAUUGGGAAAGCAUGAUGGCAUGGUGAAAGGAACUCGUUACUUCAAUUGUCCCCCUCUUCACGGCGCAGUGGUUCGACCCGACAAAAUCAAGGUCGGUGACUACCCAGAACGAGAUCCUUUCGAGGAGGAUGAAAUUUAAGCAGAUCUUGAGGAGAAUUCCUUUUAGACCAAAAAAGUGGAGAGUUCUUUACUUGCAUCCUGUUUCUCCUCGCAGACCAUUUUUGGGCAAUCAUCUCAAACUUAAUUUCGUUGUUACAUUUGUUCAGGUUGUAAUGCAAUAACAAGUGAAACCUUCCGAAAUGUUCAAGGUAGUGAAAAUUGUUAAGGUGCUUCUGGGGUUGAAGGCUUGAAGCUUUGCUACCCUUAUUGGUUUAUUACAUGCUUUGUAGUUUGUAAAGGGAAAAUGAAGUGAAUUAAGAAACAAUGUUCAAGCUGAGAUCAUACUGAAUUC
Molecule: messenger RNA, 786 nt
Organism: Fragaria vesca subsp. vesca
Lineage: Eukaryota; Viridiplantae; Streptophyta; Magnoliopsida; Rosales; Rosaceae
Product: tubulin-specific chaperone B-like
Exons: 5
Coding region: 1-474 (157 amino acids)
Biological process (GO): cytoplasmic microtubule organization
Cellular component (GO): cytoplasm; microtubule plus-end; nucleus
Molecular function (GO): microtubule plus-end binding
Source: RefSeq, a predicted model, not a curated record